Messenger RNA from Cornus florida, 1269 nucleotides. RefSeq names its product LRR receptor-like serine/threonine-protein kinase EFR. The transcript is spliced from 3 exons. The record is from RefSeq and is a predicted model, not a curated record. NCBI's taxonomy places the organism in Eukaryota, Viridiplantae, Streptophyta, Magnoliopsida, Cornales, Cornaceae. Bases 1 to 1269 code for a protein of 422 amino acids. Gene Ontology annotation, molecular function: protein binding.
AUGGAGAGCGUAUACGUUUACUUGCAGAUUUUAUUAGGAGUGCUGGUAGUGCAGUCAUGCAUACUUUGUUUGGCACUUCCUCUCUCAAACUUCACAGAUCAAUUGGCUCUCCUCGGCUUCAAGAAUGAGAUCAAGCCUGAUCCAAACAACGUAUUGGGUAGUAAUUGGAGCAGAACUAACAACUUCUGCAGCUGGCUUGGUGUGACCUGCAGUACACGCAGACAAAGAGUCACAGCUUUGGAGCUUCCUCGCAUGGGACUACAAGGAACCAUCUCUCCUUCUGUUGCCAAUCUCUCCUUUCUCGUGACUCUAGAUCUUUCAAACAACAGUUUCCAUGGCACUUUAACACAUGAGAUUGGACGUUUGGGUCGUCUGAAAGAUCGCAUUUUAGAUGAGAACAAGAUGGAAGGAAAAUUGCCCAAAACAUUAAACCAAUGCCAAAAGCUUGAAGUCCUGGGGCUUUUGAACAACAGAUUCAAUGGAGUCAUACAGGAAGAGUUGGGUACAUUGUCCAACCUCUAUUUUCUUGGUCUCACGGGCAAUGAUUUCAUGGGUACUAUCCCAUCUUCUCUAGCCAACAUCUCAACAUUGGAGGUCUUGGCACUUGAAUACAAUGCAUUGACAGCAUCUCUGGUAGUCUUCCAAUGGACAUUUGCCUACUUUGUCCUCAACUUGAAGGACUUUAUCUUUCUUUCAACCAUUUCAGUGGCCAAAUUCCAACCUCGAUACGACGAUAUCUCAUUGAACAACUUAACCGGUACAAUUCCCCCUUCCCUUGGUAAUAUUUCAAGUUUACUUGGGCUUGAGAUUGGAAAUAAUCACCUUCAAGGAGAGAUUCCUGGGGAGAUCUCACAACUUUCGAAUUUAAGGGUACUGAACUUACAUACAAAUAAUCUCACUGGUACUUUUCCGGAGCAAAUGUUUAACAUGUCUGCUCUGCAAUUCCUUGACCUGCCUUCCACUACUCUUGAUAGAAAUCUGCCAUCAACUAUUGGUUUGUGGCUUCCUAAUCUUGAAGAAUUAAAUCUAGAAGACAAUCAGUUGGGUGGAAACAUACCCUUGUAUCUAUCUAACUCUUCUAAGCUCACAAGACUGUCGCUGGCUUACGACUUAUUUACUGGACCAAUACCUCCUAGCUUAGGCAACUUGCAUCUCCUUGGAUCACUCAAUGUGCAAAAAAAUCGUCUCACGGGAGAAAAUAGAAAUGGGGAAAUUACCUUUCUCACUGCUCUGACAAACUGCAAAUCUUUGGAAAAGUUGGUCUUCUAG